GCUAUGGGGAACACCCCGAGCGUGCCAGAGGAAGCUGAGGAUGACAACACCUGCACAGUGAAGAGCUACCAGCCUCUCCCCGGGUCUCCUGACAGUGUUCAAAAUGGAUCUGUGGUGUUUGCUCAGAGCCCUCCCCUGGCAGUGAAUGGUGAAGCGGAUGCCCAGGCUCCUGCUGCCCAGGACAAUGCCGCCGUUUCUCCGGCGGAGCCGAGCGGCGGGAGCGCUGCCAGGAGGGCUCUGCCAGCUGCCAGGCCCCGCUCCCUGCUCCCCGUGCCCUGGGCUGUGCCAGGGCGUGCCGAGGGGCCAGCGGCAUCUCCAGCCCCUGCAGAGCCCGCUGCCGAUGCCGCCGGCCUGAACAAAGCCCCGAGUGAGGCCACGGAGGGGCCCGGGGCGGCCGCGGCCCAGCAGGGCGGCCAUAAAACCCCGGGCCGGGCCCCGCCGCGGGACGUGGAGCUGGCGGGGACGCCCGAGGGACGGGAUGUGGGCACCCCAAAGGCCAAGCCGGUGACGCUGCUCGACAGGAUCUUCAAGCUGGAGAAGGGCAAGGGCAGGACACGAGGUGACCCCCAGGAGGGAAGGCAGGGCGCGGACGUGCCCAACGGGAGCGUCGCGGCCGGCGCGCCCAACGGGGUCCCGCUGGGCAAGGAGAUAGAUGAGUGCACCCAAAAGGAGCUCGGGCAGGACUCUGCAGGUGAAGAGGGCCCGGCUGCUGCAGCACCUGGCAGGGCACAGGUAGAGCAGGACAGAGCCCAGGCGGCUGCAGGACAGGGCUCAGUCAUGAGCUUCCUCAGAACACUGGUCUCCCCAAGCAAAGCUGAAGCCAAAAGUGAUUCUGAAGACAAGGGCUCCAAGGUGGAGAAGGGCCCUGGGGGACAGGCUGGCCCGAAGGCAGCGGCAGAAUCCCCCUCCAAAGGAGCCAAGAAAAAGAAGGCAGAGAGCCCCAGGCUGGGCCACAGCACCUUUAGCAAACUCUUUAGGCACAAGGCUGCAAAAGAAACCCAGCAGACAACCAACACCAAAAGCCCUGAGCAGCCUCCUGUCACCUGUGUGAAAGCAGACAGAAAUGUCCCUCCCUCCCAAGAGCCACCGGCCAAGCAGAACCCGAAAGCACCCGAGGCCGCGGCCCCUGCACAGGCAGUGACCACCGAAUCCCCCCGGGAGGCCACCAAGGACAAGGGCUCGGCCACCCCCCUGCCCCUGAGCAAGCUCUUCUGGAAAAAGAACUCCUCGGAAGAAGCAGAGGCUGUGAGCAGUGAGAAGGCAGAGGUGGCUCUCGAGGCCGUGGCUCCCAACAGGGACGAGAGCAAGAGCGCAGAGAGCGCCGAGGUGAAACCUCGAGGGGAGAGCAAAACGCCCAAGGCAAACCUGAGGAAGUUCUUUAAGCUGUCAGUCAGGGGUGCUGGAGGGACCCCCAGUUCAGAGGAGGGAGAUGCUCCCAGCCCCAGACAUCACCAUGGAUGGUUUGAUCUGGCAGUCUUUGCUCAUGGAAUUCCAGCAGCUCCCUGGGAGCCCUUCCCUGAGCCAGCGCUGCAGGACUCCAUCCCAACCUCUGUCAAUGAAAACCUGCUGGGCAGCAGGAUUCCUCCCUGCCAGACUUUAAACGCCACAGAGAAGCCUCUUGCCCCGUCUGACAGCGACCCUGGGGGCCAAAGGAGCAAGGAGGGCUCCAAAGACAAGAAGUCCACGCUGGAGCUGGGCAAGCAGAAGGGCAAGGAGCAGCCAGAGCCCCAGGAGGGGCCAGCAGCCGACCCCGACUCCAUCCAGAACGGCGGCGACGCCAAGGAACCCCCCUACAAGAAGACAGAGAAGAGGCAGUCCCUGGGAGGGUUUUUUAAAGGCCUUGGCUCCAAAAGGAUGUCAGAUGCAGAAGUGCAGACAGAUCCCGUGUCCAUCCUCCCUGCUGGGAAACCCAAGUAG
Molecule: messenger RNA, 1917 nt
Organism: Cinclus cinclus
Lineage: Eukaryota; Metazoa; Chordata; Aves; Passeriformes; Cinclidae
Gene: BCAS1
Product: brain enriched myelin associated protein 1
Exons: 13
Coding region: 4-1917 (637 amino acids)
Biological process (GO): myelination
Source: RefSeq, a predicted model, not a curated record